GCGAUUCCUGGCAUUCGCACUUUCGUCCGUUAUUGAGCUAGGGAGUUAGCAGUGAUACUAGGCGCGGCUAGAGAACGAUCCUUUCGUGGCUCAGCAUCCCCAAGUCACCCCAGAGAAAUAUCCGACGCGCUUCCAUCGCUCCCGUCAGGAGAAAAAAACUAUUUGUAUAGUGAUUUUGCAUCGCAAUUUUGGGUGUUCUCUUGGCUAUUGUUGAGCGGUAAAAUUACGUUUGAAUAUUCAAGUAACAUGGAUAAAACGACAAUCAUCCUCACCAACGACACCAAACUCUACUCUCCAGCGCGGCUGACGCCGACGGGAAAAAUCAGCCACGCUAAAACCCGGGUAUACACGCAGCGUUAUCGCAAGGAAUGGGAACAGAUGCCAGACUUCAAAGGUUGGUUGACUUCGGUACCACAUGAAUCGACUCGUGCUUACUGUAAAUAUUGUAAGAAAGAUCUACACGCGCACCGGCUAUCUUUGCUGAAACAUACAUGCACGAUGAAGCAUCAGCGUGCUGCUUUAUUGCUCAAUUCAACCGGAGAGAUUAAAGAUAAUUCUCAGACAGAAGAGAACGAGGAUGACAGCGAAUAUAUAGUCGAGAGACUGGAUAUGGAGGAGGAUACUACGAUGAAUGUGCAGGAAGAAAAAUUGGAAUCUACGGAUGUAGGGAUGGAGGAAAUAGAGGAAAAAGAAUCGAGUGAUACUGGUGAUCUUUGUCUGCAAUUGCACCUAUCUGAUGAAGAUGAAGAGAAACCUGUGAUUAAGAAAAUUGAAUUGUCUCAGGAGAAAUGUCAUGAUGCAUUAGCUGAGGCGAUGGCCCAUGUCCAUGGCGAGUAUCUUGACGUAGAAGACGCGGACGAGGGCAAUGUGGAGCUGGAAAUGGUGGUAGAAGAAGAGGCAUCUAACAACAUAGAGGUAAUAUUACCCGAUGUGAUGACAAAUCAAGUUAAAGAAAAGUCGAAGAACCUCGAGAGCGGAAAGAUUGCACGCCGUUUGGAAUUCAAAGCUAUUAACAAAAAGUCAGCAGGAAAGAUCCUUCAAACAGACAGUAAGGGUGAUGUGAUAGUUGCUUCUUUACCGAUACUGGAAACAACAUAUCAGCUGAACUCAACACCAUCAACUCACGAAGACAACAUUAUACCAGUCACUGCUGGACAGAAUAGGACUAUUACUCUGACAUCUGGUGGUAAGACUUUGACUUUGACCGGUGGUACAUUCCAACCAGGCACACAAUACGUUCUGAGCAAGAUCAAAGGUGCCAAGUUGCCUACAUUGGUGGUCACCGACAAAAAGCCCAUCGUCGCCGUAAACCAGCCCAACCUUAACAAAACUGUUCAGUUGACUACUAUGUUAGAAUCUACUGCUAUCCCUAGUACGAGCCAACAGUCGAGUAAGUCAUCUCCGUUGAAAAUGAAAUUACCACCGAAAAAAUUACGUAUCUCCACUCACGUAGUGGACACUACCAAGGGACUUCCGGUUAGCGGCCUCCAAGUCAGCCUCUACAAACUAGUGGACGGCAGAUGGACUUUCAUGAACGAGAGCAAUACAAAUCCGAAUGGACGCUGCAUCGAUCUAUUAGAUCAUAAUACUAAGUCGAUCGGUAUGGGGGGUCGCUACAAGAUUCACUUUGAUGUCGAGAAGUACUUCUCUUUAAGAAGAAUAGAGACCAUGUAUCCAUUCAUCGAGAUUGUGUUUGAUGUGAAAAAUCCACUUGGUCACUACCAUAUCCCAAUUUUGUUGAGUCCUUUCGGUUACAGUACAUAUCGCGGUUCUUAAGCAAUUUCCUAUGAAAGAUUUGAUAGAAUAAAAAAUUAUACAAAGCAGGACUUUCAUAUUAAGAAAUCAUAUUUAUCAUGUCUUACUACAAAAAUUAUGAGUAUUUUUUUAUGAAAUUUUUUUGUGUCAAGUAACGUCGCAUUACCCAUUAAAAUUUGUAUGCUCAUAUUUGCAAAUUUACUUACAUAAGAAUAGCAAAUCUUGAAUUAUCGAAGUUUGAAUCGUAGUGAAUUGCUUAUAUAUAUAAAUUAGUCUAGGGAAAUUAUUUAGAUAUAUUAUGA
Harpegnathos saltator (Jerdon's jumping ant) is the source of this 2057-nucleotide messenger RNA. RefSeq lists its product as uncharacterized. Gene Ontology annotation, molecular function: hydroxyisourate hydrolase activity. The transcript has 6 exons. Bases 247 to 1776 code for a protein of 509 amino acids. Gene Ontology annotation, biological process: purine nucleobase metabolic process. The record is from RefSeq and is a predicted model, not a curated record. Lineage: Eukaryota; Metazoa; Arthropoda; Insecta; Hymenoptera; Formicidae.